This is a messenger RNA of Psylliodes chrysocephalus, 747 nucleotides long. The record is from the annotation of a GenBank genome assembly. NCBI's taxonomy places the organism in Eukaryota, Metazoa, Arthropoda, Insecta, Coleoptera, Chrysomelidae.
AUGGCGGAUUCGGUAGAUAAUUUUAGCGAUUUAAAAGAGUUAGGAAUAGACAUUAAUGAAUGUAAUGAUAGUUUGAGCGUUUCUUUUACGAAAGCAGCGAACCGUUUACAAAAAAUUCUACCUAAUGUCGAUAAUCAGAUGUUGCUUACGCUAUACGGUUACUACAAACAAGGAAUGGAAGGAAGUUGUAAUAUCCCCAAACCAAGCUGGUACGACUAUAAAGCUAAGUCCAAAUGGGAAUCCUGGAAUAAAUUGGGCGACAUGUCCCGAAAGGAAGCUAAACAACGCUAUAUAGAUGCUCUAAAAGUAGUUGAUCCUUCAUUUGACAGCGCACCCGAUGAUAAACCGGCAGAGCAAUGGGCAAAAGUCUCAUCGAUGGUCGAUCAAGAUGAUGCAACGACUGCGUUAACAAUUGUCGAUCACAUAAGAGAUGGCAGAGUUAACGAAAUUAAAAAGUUCGUCAAAUUAAAGUCACCAAACGCCGUAUACGAUGACCUACCUCUGAUACAUUGGGCGGCCGACAGUGGCAACGUAGUCGUGCUGAAGGAAUUGAUCGAAUUGGGGGCAAAUUUCGAUUUGUUGGACAGCGACGGACAGACAGCUUUGCAUUAUUCCGCGAGCUGCGGACACGCGGAUUGCGUUAAGUUUUUGGUGCAAAGAGGUGCUAGGAAAGAUAUAGCAGAUAGUGAUGGUAAUAUACCUUCUGAUGUUGCUGCCGAUGACAAUAUUAAACGUUUGUUGAAGUAA